UUUCGAGUGGUGGCGGGCGGAUUACUCCUUUACAUACUCUUUGAUAACGCGUCUGUUCCACCAUUGGCUGGCGGACACAUAUCCCACAAUCCACCGCUCUACAACUUCCUUUUUCCUUUCGGCCAUUUUCCUCCCUCGUAGGGAAGUAGGCAGCCAUGGCCCCCAGCCGGAAUGGAAUGCUCCUGAACCCUCACUUCCACAAGGACUGGCAGAAAAGAGUGCGCACCUGGUUCAACCAGCCAGCCCGCAAGAUCCGCAGGCGAAAUGCUCGUCAGGUGAAGGCCCGUAGCAUUGCUCCUCGUCCUGUUGCAGGACCACUGAGGCCACAGGUCAGGUGUCCCACUAUCAGGUACCACACAAAGGUUCGCGCCGGACGUGGCUUCACCCUGGAGGAGCUCAAGGCGGCUGGCAUCCACAAAAAGACAGCCCGCACCAUCGGCAUCGCUGUUGACUCCCGCCGUCGUAACAGAUCAACAGAGUCUCUUCAGGCCAACGUGCAGCGUCUGAAGGAGUACCGCUCCAAGCUCAUCCUGUUCCCCAGGAAGGCUUCUGCCCCCAAGAAGGGAGACAGCACUGAGGAGGAACUGAAGAUGGCCACUCAGCUCACAGUUCCAGUCAUGCCCAUCAAAACUGUUCACAAGAAGGAGAAGGCCCGGGUUAUCUCAGAGGACGAGAAGAACUUCAAGGCGUUUGCCAGCCUGCGUAUGGCCCGCGCCAAUGCUCGUCUUUUCGGCAUCCGUGCCAAGAGAGCUAAGGAGGCUGCCGAGCAGGACGUGGAAAAGAAGAAGUGAGAAGAAAAAACUUUGCAAAAUAAAGUGUCUAAAAAAAGA
Scophthalmus maximus (turbot) is the source of this 830-nucleotide messenger RNA. It is a transcript of the gene rpl13, whose product is annotated as ribosomal protein L13. Gene Ontology annotation, molecular function: structural constituent of ribosome; RNA binding. The record is from RefSeq and is a predicted model, not a curated record. The coding region runs from base 156 to 791 and encodes 211 amino acids. The transcript is spliced from 6 exons. Gene Ontology annotation, biological process: translation. Gene Ontology annotation, cellular component: cytosolic large ribosomal subunit; ribosome. NCBI's taxonomy places the organism in Eukaryota, Metazoa, Chordata, Actinopteri, Pleuronectiformes, Scophthalmidae.